GUAUCGGCGCGUGAACAGAGAAAGAAGCACACCUGUUGGGCAGCUGCAGGUGAGCCGGGAGAUUGGAUACAGGCAAUUUGACAGAUCAAAAGGAUUUUUGGCGAGUGGCAGCCGUAGUGAAACGUAAAUUGCAAGAAUCUUGCCUGAAAAUGGAAUUUGAUAAAAUGAAGUCCUCAGCCGCACUCAUGUACGAUGAGUUCAUCCAAAAUGCAGACCGGCGAACAGACACCUGGUUCCUGAUGUCGUCUCCUCUCCCCCAAACAAUCGUCAUCGCAGCGUACAUUUACUUUGUCACGUCGCUGGGGCCUCGGAUGAUGCAGAACCGCAAAGCCUUCGACCUCAAAGGAGUUCUAAUCGUCUACAACUUCGGCGUGGUGGCUCUCUCGCUCUACAUGUGCUAUGAGUUUGUCAUGUCCGGAUGGGGAACCGGCUACUCUUUUCACUGUGACCCGGUCGACUACUCAGAUUCUCCACAGGCUUUGAGGAUGGCGUCAACAUGCUGGCUUUACUACUUCUCAAAGUUCAUUGAGAUGUUGGACACGAUCUUCUUUGUGCUGAGAAAGAAGAAUAGCCAGGUGACAUUUCUUCAUCUCUUUCAUCACUCAAUCAUGCCCUUCACCUGGUGGUUUGGAGUUCGGUUUUCUGCAGGUGGGAUGGGGACAUUUCACGCCCUGCUUAACUGUAUCGUCCAUGUUAUCAUGUACUCUUACUACGGCCUGACUGCUUUGGGCCCAAACUACCAGAAGUACCUGUGGUGGAAAAAAUACCUGACUACCAUUCAGCUGAUCCAGUUUGUUAUGGUGACAAGCCACAUCUCCCAGUAUUUCUUCACAAAGCACUGCGCCUACCAGUUCCCCAUCUUUGUCUACAUCAUCGGCUCGUACGGCCUGAUUUUCCUGUUCCUCUUCCUCAACUUCUGGUACCACGCCUACACCAAGGGCAAGAGGCUGCCUAAAGUACUGCAGAAUCAGACAUGGGCGCACCACAGCAAUGGAGUUAUGAAUGGAAACGCCAGUCAUGAAAAAGAUGAGUGAUGCAGGCUGGGGGGAGGGAGGGAGAGGGGGGGGUUGGACCUCAUUUAUGUAAGCAAACUACUGCAGUGGGACUCAACCCCAUUAGUUUGGACUGUAUUUUCUGUUUUCUACUUGCAAAGACAAUCUUUAAUGACCAAAGCUCUAUUUAAGAGGUUUAUUGACUCAAGCUGAAGGGUUUUAUCUUGUGUAUAUAUUUUUUUUUUGUUUGUUUACAAUGAAGGUAAAGCCCAAGUUCUGCUAUGAAGUUUCCAAAUAUCCCUCCUUUCUGUUACAGUAUGGUUUUAAAAAGAAUUUCAAGCGUCCGAAAUCGACUCCCACUAUUCACACUCACUAUAGGGCUUCACCUAUGGUAAGACUGUGGGACCCUCGGCUAUACAGUCAAACAUGGCUUCCUCAAAAAGCUUCUAAUGAUAUCGUUUUAACUUUUGUGACUUGAUCUUAAGACUUUUCAGGAAAUCCAGUUUAGGAUUUUUUUUUAAAGUUGUGCACUGAAAAGUUGUCUUUCACCUGGCCCCCAAAAAAAAAAAAAAAAAAAAAUUACUUUGACCGUUCCAAGUCAAUAUUUUUUAAAAUGGUGUUCAGGCUAUACAUGUUAAAUGGUUGCAUGCAUGCACAA
Molecule: messenger RNA, 1650 nt
Organism: Perca fluviatilis (European perch)
Lineage: Eukaryota; Metazoa; Chordata; Actinopteri; Perciformes; Percidae
Gene: elovl7a
Product: ELOVL fatty acid elongase 7a
Exons: 8
Coding region: 150-1034 (294 amino acids)
Biological process (GO): fatty acid elongation, saturated fatty acid; fatty acid elongation, polyunsaturated fatty acid; sphingolipid biosynthetic process
Cellular component (GO): endoplasmic reticulum membrane; endoplasmic reticulum
Molecular function (GO): fatty acid elongase activity
Source: RefSeq, a predicted model, not a curated record